AUACCACGACUCUCUAAACUUGAUGUAGUUGUUGUCAAUAUUCAUUUCAAUCGGAAAGACUCAGUAUUUUCAAAGGUCUCUCUCUUUCAUUGUCCCUUUCUUUAGUUUGUCCAUUAACAAGGUCACUUGGGACUCUUCUAAGAAGAGAAGGGAAGGGAAAAGUGACAGCUUCCCGUCAUUUCCAAUUCACAUGGCUUGCAAAAUCUUGGAUUCCGUGUUCCUUUGCUUGGGUCCUUGCCAAAGGCCAAUUAGGAGUCAAAGAAUUGCUACAUUCUUCAACAGCAAGUAUCUGUCAUUUGAAGUGGGAAAGCUUUCUCCUCAACGGAAUUAAUCAUCGAAAGGGUAUGAUUACCUUAAGAAGGAAUAAAGUCAUACAAGCUGUGGCUGUUCCAGUAAAACCAUAUUCAGUAGACAGCGCUGAGAACAGAAAACAGUUAGCAGAAGAAUAUGGAUUCAGGCAAGUUGCAGAACCACUUCUUGAUAAUGUUACAUUAAAGGAUGUGAUAGACACCCUUCCAAAAAAGGUGUUUGAGAUUGAUGAUGUGAAAGCUUGGACUUCAGUUCUGAUAUAUGCCACUUCCUGUGCAUUGGGAAUCUUCAUGAUUUCAAAAGCCUCAUGGUAUCUACUUCCUUUGGUUUGGGCAUGGACAGGAACAACAGUAACUGGGUUUUUUGUUAUAGGCCAUGAUUGUGCUCACAAAUCAUUUUCGAAAAACAAAUUAGUGGAAGACAUUGUGGGAACACUGACCUUUCUACCACUAAUAUACCCAUACGAGCCAUGGCGGUUUAAGCAUGACAAGCAUUAUGAAAAGACAAACAUGCUACAAGAAGAUACAGCUUGGCAUCCUGUUUGGAAAGAAGAGUUUGAGGGUUCUCCUUUUCUGCGCAAAGCAAUUAUGUUCAGUUUCGGUCCAUUUCGGCCUUGGAUGUCCAUAGCUCACUGGUUGAAAUGUCACUUUGAUGUGAACAAGUUCAGACCAAAUGAAGUCAAAAGAGUGAAGAUGAGUUUGGCUUGCGUUUUUGCAUUUAUGGCAGUUGGAUGGCCAUUGAUCAUCUACAAGACGGAGAUUAUGGGAUGGAUCAAGUUUUGGAUCAUGCCAUGGUUAGGCUAUCACUUUUGGAUGAGUAUUUUCACAAUGGUGCAUCACACUGCUCCUCGUAUACCAUUCAAAUAUUCAGAUGAAUAUGCAUCGCAGGCUCAGCUGACUGGAACAGUGCAUUGCGAUUAUCCUCAUUGGAUUGAGAUCCUCUGCCUUGAUAUCAGUGUCCACAUUCCGCAUCAUGUUUCUUCAAGGAUACCGAGUUAUAAUCUACGAGCAGCACAUAGGUCGAUUCAAGAAAAUUAGGGACCGUAUCUGAAUGAGGCUACAUGGAAUUGGCGAUUGAUGAAGACGAUAAUGACAGUGUGCCAUGUUUACAACAAGGAGCAAAAUUACAUCGGUUUCGAUGAACUUGUACCCGAAGAAACUUCUGCAAUUACAUUUCUGAAAAGAGUAAUGCCUGAUUAUGCUUAGAUAUUCUUUUUCAACACUUUGGGGUCCAUUGACUCUUAGGUUCUUCGUUAUCUGUAGCAAUUUAUAGUAGUUGAUGGGUUUCUCUCU
Molecule: messenger RNA, 1601 nt
Organism: Hibiscus syriacus
Lineage: Eukaryota; Viridiplantae; Streptophyta; Magnoliopsida; Malvales; Malvaceae
Product: omega-6 fatty acid desaturase, chloroplastic
Biological process (GO): lipid metabolic process
Molecular function (GO): oxidoreductase activity
Source: RefSeq, a predicted model, not a curated record